Messenger RNA from Micropterus dolomieu (smallmouth bass), 731 nucleotides. RefSeq names its product urokinase-type plasminogen activator-like. The transcript has 4 exons. The record is from RefSeq and is a predicted model, not a curated record. Gene Ontology annotation, molecular function: serine-type endopeptidase activity. Lineage: Eukaryota; Metazoa; Chordata; Actinopteri; Centrarchiformes; Centrarchidae. Gene Ontology annotation, biological process: plasminogen activation; regulation of cell adhesion mediated by integrin. The coding region runs from base 1 to 384 and encodes 127 amino acids.
AUGAAGUGCAGCAUUGCAGGAUUUGGAAGGGAGCGCUCCCUGGCGUGGCACAACUCACAGUACCUGAAACAGGCCAAGGUGAAUCUGAUCUCCCAGACUGACUGUCAAAAGGAAUCGUACUAUGGAGCUCUCAUCACUCCGAACAUGUUCUGCGCUGGGAGCCCUGACUGGAGCACUGAUGCCUGCAAGAAUGACUCUGGUGGUCCGCUGGUGUGUGAAGUGUCAGGUCGGAUGUUUCUGUUCGGGGUGGUGAGCUGGGGUGACGGCUGUGCCAAGAAGAACAAACCAGGCGUUUACACGCAGGUCACCAAAUACAACGACUGGAUUGCAGCAAAAACAGGGCUCUCCAAAUACACAAAAGGAUCAAUGUAUCCCCAAAAAUGACGCUGUGACAGAAAGUUACCUUUUUGGGCAUUUUAUUUCUUAAAGGAAAAUUUGGCCGCAAUUGUGUAGGCUCUGGGUGCAUGCAAGCAUGUAGAGGAGUAGCUGAAAUAGUUUUGCACAGUUAAGAUUUACUGUAAAAGUGCAAACUGAAUGUUUAUUUAAAAGUAUUUUAUUGCAUGUAAUUCUUUUCUUUGCACUUUGGUGCAAAAACUUUUCAUACCAGAUUAUGUUUUUUUAAACAAGCUAUUAGAAAGUUUAUUUAUUUUAUUUAAUAAGCAUUUCCUCUUAGAGGGCUGGCCCUGCCGUAGAGCUAUUUUUUAAAUAAUAAAUAAAAUAUUUGUAUUACA